Molecule: messenger RNA, 1527 nt
Organism: Brassicogethes aeneus
Lineage: Eukaryota; Metazoa; Arthropoda; Insecta; Coleoptera; Nitidulidae
Source: the annotation of a GenBank genome assembly
AUGGCAUCAAUGAAUACUAAUUCAUUUGUAUGGAAGCAUUUUUAUAAGGAGGAAGCUAACAGUGGAAUAGCAACCUGUUUUAAACGCAGGAAAACAUACAGAACAAGCGGAAAUACCUCUAAUUUAAGAGAUCACCUUAAAAGGGCUCAUAAUAUAACAAAUCAAUCACAAAUCCGAAAACGACACACUGAUGAUAGGAAUGCUUUUGAGACUCAGACAACCGAUACUUAUCUGCAACCGAGAAAAAUGAGAAGCCAGACACUUGAAGAAUCAAAAUCCAGAUGGGAAAUAGCCAAAUGCAAAUGUGGGUUUUUAACAAAUUUUAACAACACCACGAAUUUGAAAGACCAUUCGCAGAGGAAUCACCAGAAAAAAUGGGACAAAGCCACUGGGAAUAAUUCAAGCGGGAGCCAGAGCAGCAACGAAGAAAAUGUCUCAACAAUAACUGAUGGUAAAUCUGAACGCAAAAAAGCACUAGACAAUGCAGUUGCAAAAUUCGUAAUAAAGGAUUUGCAGCCACUUUCAGUAGUGGAAGAUGAAGGAUUUAAAAAUUUAAUUUUUGAAUUAGAUCCUAGGUACUCCCUGCCCUGUCGACGUACUCUGCGAGACAAAUUGAUUACCGAAGCAUACGAAAAAAUUCUCGAGGUGCUGUCUGGUGUUUUAGCAAGAACAAGCCAAAUAUCUCUUACUUUUGAUGGCUGGUCAAGCAGAACAAUGCAGCAUUACCUUACUGUGACAGGGCAUUUUCUAGAGGACAUGGUAUUAAAAGUGGCCACAUUGGGAGUUAUCUCGGUUCCAGGCAGAUCCACGGUGGCAGAUUUAAAACUUCUCUUGAACACACUUCUGACAGACAAGUUUCCAAAUUUAAAAAUCUCAUGUGCAGUCACGGAUAACGCGAAAAAUAUGAGCGCUACGUGCAAACACAUGAAGCUACCGCACUUGCCCUGCAUUGCGCAUUCUAUUCAACUUGUCAUCAAUGCUGCAAUUCUUCAGACAAACGAGAAGAAAGGUUCGAUUGAUGUCGAAGAAACAGACCUAUUCAGAAUUAUCGACGAUGACGAUUUUAUCGAAACCUGUGUUGACACUUCCGUAUACUCUAUCCUUAAAAAAUGUAAACAAAUCGUUACGUUCUUUCACCGAAGCGGAAUCGCCAUCAAGGAAUUGUCAAAUGAAUUGAUCAUACGAGAUCAGAAAGAUGUUAAACUAAUCCAGUCUGUCGAAACGCGUUGGAAUUCUUCAUACUACAUGUUGAAAAGCGUUUAUGCAGCCAAGGACGCAAUUGCUGUCGUUCUUAGCAAUGUAGACAAUGGAUUGCAACCCCUGACCUCGCAAGAAGCCAAACUCAUCCCUGAGAUUCUGGAAAUCUUGAAACCAUUUGUGGACAUGACAGAAGAAUUGGGCGGAGAUACCUACGUAACGAUUUCUAGAAUUAUUCCUUCUAUAAAAGAAGCAAUAAUCAAUGGAAAAUCGUUAACUCAAACACUUUCUUCAAAAAUCACCCUGGAUUUUCAAAAAAAAAAUUUAUAA